Messenger RNA from Alternaria ventricosa, 1002 nucleotides. RefSeq lists its product as uncharacterized. NCBI's taxonomy places the organism in Eukaryota, Fungi, Ascomycota, Dothideomycetes, Pleosporales, Pleosporaceae. The transcript has a single exon. Bases 1 to 1002 code for a protein of 333 amino acids. The record is from RefSeq and is a predicted model, not a curated record.
AUGCGACUAAAGCUACUUCUUCUCACGCAACUCAUUGCGACGGCGUUCGGCGCGAGUAAGGUUCCGCCCAGUAUCUGGAACUACACCUACCCAUGGCCAGUGCAGUAUUUUGAGUUCACGUCGCAACGCGCCAACCUCUCAAUGGCUUACAUGGACGUACCUCCUCAUAACACCAGCUAUGCUUCGAACAAGACCAUCACGCUCCUCCAUGGCAAGAACUUCUGCGGCGCGACAUGGGAGGACUCUGCGCGUCGUCUCUCAGCCCAAGGAUACCGCGUCAUCAUCCCGGAUCAGAUUGGCUUCUGCAAGUCGUCCAAACCUCCCGCCUACCAGUUCUCGCUGCAGCAGCUCGCACGAAACACGCAUCUGCUACUGCAAAGCCUGGGCGUGAACUCAACAUACGUACUCGGUCACUCUAUGGGCGGUAUGCUAGCCACGCGCUUCGCCCUGAUGUAUCCAGAACAAACAUCCCAUCUCAUUCUCACAAACCCGAUCGGCCUAGAAGACUGGAAAGCACUCGGAGUACCCUGGCGCAAUCUCGACGCCUUGUACAAAGACGAGCUGGCCACCAACUACACAUCGAUUCGGAAGUACCAACAGGCCACCUACUACGUCAAUACCUGGAAGCCGGAAUACGAUGUCUGGGUUAACAUGCUAGUCUCGCUCUACCAAACGUCACCCGAGAACAUUGACUUUGCGUGGAAUAUGGCACAGACGACGGAUAUGGUCUUGACUCAACCGAUUGCGUAUGAGUUUGAGCUGGUGCAGCCCAAGACCCUCCUCUUGAUUGGGACGAAAGACACGACGGCUAUCGGUAAAGCUUGGAGUCCGCCAGAAGUGCAGGCUAAGAUAGGGAAAUACGAGGUUUUGGGUAAAGAGGCGGCGGCGAGGAUUCCGGAUGCAGAGCUUAUUGAGUUUGAGGACUUAGGCCACAGUCCACAAGUUCAGGACAGUGAGCGAUACCAUAGCGCGCUGCUAGGGUGGCUGGAGGGGUCUGACUAA